AUGAUUGGUGGGCACAAUACAGCCUAUGCCCGGCUUCCCAGUGACAAGAACAGCCAGCGCACUGAUGUGGGUUGGAGGCUCUUUGACGAUUGCACUGUCACCAUAGUAGAUGAAAGCCAGGAACAAAGAGUCGCCAAGAUAGCUGGCUUGGCAGAGGAAGUAGAUAUGUCUUUCACAGACACCAGUUGUGUCGUCAAGUUACCUGAUGGCCGCCAGUGGAGCUGCCGGUUUUACGCAGACAUCGAGAGUUCCUGCAGCAAAGUCCAGUACAAGAAGGGCAAUGUCAUGCAGCUGGUGCUACAGAAGAAGAUCCCUUUGCACGCUUGGCCUUCGCUCUCGAAGUGGUGCAAAGAUGGCUCAAGGGAGCAGACCAAGAGGGCUGCAUGUAAGGGGAACGGCAAGGAGAAGCCCCCUUCUGGGGGGGAAGGACCUGUGGAGCCUCAGCCUGAUAGCGCCAUGGCCACCCGGGGGGAAAGAGAGCCCUCCAACCCAAAGCGAGUCCCUGAGACCUCAGGAGGGAAGAACCCAGCUAGCUUGGGGCUGCCAGCUGGCCCGUGUGCCAAAAGGGCAGUGUGUGUCAAUGCCACUCCGUCUGCGGAGGAAGGGAGCGGCAGCAGCAGCAGUGUAAGCACCACAGGGCUCUGUGAGAAGGUCGACAGCCAGAGGAAUGGCUGGGGAGCCCAGGGAAAUGCUUCCUUGAAUGUAAAGGCUGACAACCUGGAGAGUCACGAGGUCGUUGCAGAAGAGGCCUGGCAGCGGCACAAACUGAGGAACGAUUCCUUCAUUGUGGACCUGUUCCAGGGCCUGUACAAAUCCAAGCUAGUGUGCCCUGUGUGCUCAAAGGUGUCCAUCACGUUCAAUCCUUUCCUGUAUUUGCCAGUCCCCCUACCCCAGAAGCAGAAAGUGCCAACUGUCUAUUACUUUGUAAAGGAAUCCCACAAGAAACCUGUCAAGUUCCUCGUGAGCAUCAGCAAGGAGAACUCUACUGCUAUGGAGGUGCUAGACUCGGUGUCUCAUAGCACACGGGUGAAUCCUGAAAACCUGCGCCUGGCUGAGGUGCUCAAGAACUGCUUCCCCCGCAUGUUCCUGCCCUCCAGUUCAUUGGACACGGUCUCCCCCACUGACCUUCUGCUGUGCUUUCAGGUGCUUUCUCCAGAACUGGCCAAGGAGCGUGUGGUGGAGCUGCAAGUUCAACAGCGUCCUCAGGUGACCAGCGUGCCCAUCACCAAAUGUGCUGCCUGUGAGAAGAAGCAGCAGUCAGAGGAGGAGAAGCUGAAGCGCUGUACUCGUGUGCCCGAGUCACGCCUCACCUAUGCAUGGCUGGCCCAGCUUCUGGAAGGCUAUGCCAGGUACUCGGUCAGCAUGUUCCAGCUGCCCCUGCAGGUGGGCCGGCUGUCGCCCGAACAAGGCUUGCAGCCCCAACCUCCUGAGAAACAAGCACCACCGGCCAGGAAUAGCAGUGCUACAGCGGUGUGUGCUGCUUCUGCUGCUGCUGAGACCACCAUGGAGUCGGGAGGUGGUGCCAGGGCCCCACACCUGUUGCAGGAACUCCAGGCAUCCCUCUCAGCUCCGGAGCUGCAGCCUGAAUUAGGGGAUACCAGCACUGUGAGGCGCAAGGUGCCUGCAGGGAGAAGCUCGGGGCUAAGCUUCCAGACAAGUGACGUCAACUUUCUGCGAUUGCAUCCAGGCUGUGGCUCUCAUACAGUAUUCAGGUGGCAAGUAAAACUCGGGAAUCUCAUAGAGCCAGGCCUGCGCAAAUAUAACUUCACCCCCGCCCGCAUCGACGUCUGCUUGAAGAAAUGGCACAGCCAGCGCUGGGGGGGCCUGGAGGCUCCUGCAACACGAGGUGCAGUGGGUGGUGCGAAGGUUGCCAUGCCAACAGGCCCUACCCUGCUGGAUAAAAGCCAACCUGGAAAUAACCAGCAACCUCUGUCCACUAAAGAGGAGGCAUGAGCGGGUGAGAAGGAGAAGCCAGGAGCAGAGGGGAGAGGCCUGGAUGGCGUAGCUGCUCAGAGAGUGUCUGAGCAUGUGCCAGUGAAGCAGGAACCGCUGGUGCCCUCACCGAAGCCAACGUGCAUGGUCCCACCAAUGACCCACAGCCCUCUCAGCAGCAAAAGUGUGGAGGAGGAGGAGGAGGAGGAGGAAGAGGAGGACAAGAAUGUGUGUCUGCCAGGCUUCACAGGGCUCAUGGAAGUGGGCAAUACCUGCUUCAUGAACAGUGUUAUCCAGUCUCUCUCCAACACCAGGGAGUUGCGGGACUACUUCCAUGAUCACAUUUUUGAGUCCGAAAUAAACUACAAUUACCCACUGGGAACUGGGGGGUACCUAGCUAUUGGCUUUGCUGUGCUUUUGAGGGCAAACUGGAAAGGCACAAACCACACCUUCCAGCCUUCCAAACUGAAGGCGAUUGUGGCCAGCAAGGCAAGCCAGUUCACAGGCUAUGCUCAACACGAUGUCCAGGAAUUCAUGGCUUUCCUGCUGGAUGGGCUCCAUGAGGACCUGAACCAUGUCUAUAUCAAGCCCUUCAUAGAAACGGUGGACUCGGAUGGACAGCCAGACGAGGUCAUUGCAGAAGAGGCCUGGCAGCGGCGCAAACUAAGGAACAAUUCCUUCAUUGUGGACCUGUUCCAGGGCCUGUACAAAUCCAAGCUAGUGUGCCCUGUGUGCUCAAAGGUGUCCAUCACGUUCGAUCCUUUCCUGUAUUUGCCAGUCCCCCUACCCCAGAAGCAGAAAGUACCGACAGUCUAUUACUUUGUAAAGGAACCCCACAAGAAACUUGUCAAGUUCCUCGUGAGCAUCAGCAAGGAGAACUCUACUACUAUGGAGGUGCUAGACUCGGUGUCUCAUAGCACACGAGUGAAUCCUGAAAACCUGCACCUGGCUGAGGUGCUCAAGAACCGCUUUCACUGCAUGUUCCUGCUCUCCAGUUCAUUGGACACGGUCUCCCCCACUGACCUUCUGCUGUGCUUUCAGGUGCUUUCUCCAGAACUGGCCAAGAAGCGUGUGGUGGAGCUGCAAGUUCAACAGCGUCCUCAGGUGACCAGCGUGCCACUGGCCAGGAAUAGCAGUGCUACAGCGGUGUGUGCUUCUGCUGCUGCUGAGACCACUGUGGAGUCAGGAGACGGUGCCAGGGCCCCACACCUGUUGCAGGAACUCCAGGCAUCCCUCUCAGUCCCGGAGCUGCAGCCUGAAUUAUGGGAUACCAGCACUACACAGCAGAUGGUAGAAGAACACUUCAUGGGACCGUCAUAA
This is a messenger RNA of Elgaria multicarinata webbii, 3252 nucleotides long. Its product is annotated as ubiquitin carboxyl-terminal hydrolase 19-like. Gene Ontology annotation, biological process: protein deubiquitination. Gene Ontology annotation, molecular function: cysteine-type deubiquitinase activity. NCBI's taxonomy places the organism in Eukaryota, Metazoa, Chordata, Lepidosauria, Squamata, Anguidae. The record is from RefSeq and is a predicted model, not a curated record.